AUGGCAUCACCCGUUCUCACUUGUUCCUCAAUUCCGCUUCCCGACGAGCUUCGUUCUCACAUCUUAACAUCUUAUAUCACUUCAGCGCCUCUCAGUACCCUUUGUAUACUCGCCAGAUGCUCCAAGGCAACAUACGGACGGGUGAUGCCUAUACUAUACUCGACUGUAGAAUUAGAUAAGAACAAUGCAGAGCAAUUCGCUUAUGGACUAUCAACCAAAAUUCAUACCCCCUUAAAACAAUUGAUCAAAAUCAGAAAUGGACAUCUUCCAAAAGAUUACCAGAGUAACGAAGAAUCUGGUGUUCAAGAUCUGCUCGCACUAUCAUCAGAACAUAGGAAAAUCACCUUAUUGGGGUUAAUCAAACGUCUCGUUCUGGUGGAUCUAGCAGGGGCGAUAGUGAUCAGUAGGAUAUUAAGGAUAUAUCAAUUAUUGCAAGAAAUUUGGUUUACAGAUAAACCAAUCUUUCGUUCGUUAUCAUCGAUUCAUAUCAGAUCGAAAUUCGUUAGAUCUUUAUGUAAGAUUAUCAAUGAGUCUCAAUUCCACUCAAACUAUACCAUAUCGCAAAAUAAAGCCAAAGUCAAAAGCAAAAGUAAAAGUAACUAUAAAAAGAAAAGCAGUAAACUUGAUACUACUAGUCACAGGAAAGCGAAUUUGCGAGAUCGGAAUCAGGAGAUUUCAGUUUCAGCAGUACAUCUCGAUGACCUUAUAAUCCAUUCUUUGGGAUGGGGUUUACGACCUACAAAAGUAAUUCUAGAUUCAUCUGCUAUCAGUGAAGGAGGAUCACGAACGCAUCAUGGUUAUUUGGAUACAGCAGGAACUAGUAUCGUGAACACAAGAUUAUGUUAUCACUGGCCUAUGAAGGUUUUGAUACUGAACAAUUACCAGGGAUUCGAAGAUUUACCUCAUAUAUCAUACUGGAACGAAAGAGAAACACUCGAAGCGUAUAAUAUAUAUUACACCCUGAGUGAAUUGAAUUCAGCCCAAGAGCAGGAAGAAUUGAAGACAAAGAGAUUGGACGUUCUGAAAAAAGCUUUGCAGGACUAUAGAAUGUGUACACCUGUUUCCGACGAUAAGAUAUACGAUACGAUCAUCAACAUAUACUCUGAGGAGGGGUUAUGGAAAGCUGAAGAAGAUAGAUUGGAGUGGAUAAGAAAGAAUGUAGAAGAAGAAAGACUGAGAACCAAAUUGACAGAUAGAUUGAAAUGCUUCAACAAUGUGGAAAUGAUCUAG
This is a messenger RNA of Kwoniella shivajii, 1230 nucleotides long. RefSeq lists its product as uncharacterized. Bases 1 to 1230 code for a protein of 409 amino acids. The record is from RefSeq and is a predicted model, not a curated record. Lineage: Eukaryota; Fungi; Basidiomycota; Tremellomycetes; Tremellales; Cryptococcaceae. The transcript has a single exon.